Molecule: messenger RNA, 1779 nt
Organism: Cinclus cinclus
Lineage: Eukaryota; Metazoa; Chordata; Aves; Passeriformes; Cinclidae
Gene: FUS
Product: FUS RNA binding protein
Exons: 15
Coding region: 27-1478 (483 amino acids)
Biological process (GO): regulation of DNA-templated transcription
Cellular component (GO): nucleus
Molecular function (GO): transcription coregulator activity; RNA binding
Source: RefSeq, a predicted model, not a curated record
GCGGACGCGGAACCCGCGGCACCGCCAUGGCCUCCAACGAUUACAGCCAGACGGCGACACAAAGUUACGGCGCCUACCCCGCCCCCCCCAGCCAGAGCUACUCGCAGGGUGGGGGGCAGGGCUACUCCCAGCAGAGCUACGGGGGCUACGGGCAGAGCUCGGACACGGGCUACGGCCAGGGGGGCUACAGCUCGUCCUACGGCCAGAGCCAGAGCGGUUACUCAGCUCCUGCAGCUCCUCCCUCCUACGGCUCCGGAGGUUUCGCUUCCAGCCAGAGCUCCCAGAGCAGCUACGGCCAGAAUUCCAAUUAUCCGGGUUAUUCCCAACCCCCCGCCUCCUCCGGUUACGGCGGCGGCUCCGGCGGCUCCGGCUACGGCACGGCCCCGAGCGGGGGAGGGGGCUACGGCCAGCAGCAGAGCGGGGGCUACGGCCAGCAAGGCUACGGCCAGCAGGCCACCUACAGCCCCUCCCCCGGCUACGGCCAGCAGGGCCAGUACGGCUCCGGCUCCGCCAACAGCUACGGGCAGGACGGGGGAUCCCUGAGCUCCGGUGGCUACCAAGAGUCCGGCGGUGGCUACGGAUCCUCGGCGGCCCCGGAACGGAACCGGGGGCGCGGAACCUUCGGAUCCAGGGGAGGAUUCGAGAGAGGAUCCCGAGGGUCCCGAGGGUCUCGAGGGAAUUCCAUGGGCGGUGGUGAGCGUGGUGGAUUCAAUAAAUUCGGUGGACCCCGGGACCAGGGGCCAAGGCACGAUGCAGGUGAGCAGGACAACUCGGACAACAACACGAUCUUCGUGCAGGGGCUGGGAGAGAACGUCACCAUCGAGUCGGUGGCGGAUUACUUCAAACAGAUCGGCAUCAUCAAGACCAACAAGAAGACCGGCCAGCCCAUGAUCAAUCUCUACACCGACCGCGAGACCGGCAAGCUCAAGGGCGAGGCCACCGUGUCCUUCGAUGACCCGCCCUCGGCCAAGGCGGCCAUCGACUGGUUCGACGGGAAAGAAUUUUCUGGAAAUCCCAUCAAGGUUUCCUUCGCCACGCGCCGGGCGGAUUUCAGCCGGGGAGGGGGUGGCCGCGGCCGGGGCCGGGGAGGUCCCAUGGGCCGGGGCGGUUUCGGUUCCGGAGGCUCCGGAGGCCGCGGGGGUUUCACCGGUGGGGGAGGGGCCCAGCAGAGAGCGGGAGACUGGAAAUGCCCAAACCCGGCGUGUGAGAACAUGAACUUCUCGUGGCGGAACGAGUGCAACCAGUGCAAGGCUCCCAAACCUGAGGGGGGGCCCGGGGGGCCUCACCUGGGUGGGGGCGGGUUCGAGGACCGGCGCGGCGGCCGCGGGGGGUUCGACCGCGGGGGUUUCCGCGGCCGCGGCGGCGACCGGGGCGGAUUCCGGGGAGGAAGAGGAGGAGGAGACCGGGGAGGGUUCGGACCCGGCAAGAUGGACAACAGGGGUGACCACCGGCAGGACCGACGGGAGCGGCCGUACUGAGCCCCUCCCCCACCCCCCGUUUUUUAAUCUACCGCCCCUCCCCCACCCUUCCCCAUCUGCCCCUCCCCCAAGCUUUUAACCUUCCCCUCCCCCACUUCCAAUAAAGGAAUUUUUUUGGGGGGGGAAGGAAUUUGUCGGUGGAUUCUGAUUGGAUGGGGGUUGAUUGGGAGGGCUGUGAGCUCAUUAAGGAGUUAAUGAGGCGCUUCCGGUCGCGGGGUUAAUUAAAGAGUCAUUAACGAGCUCGUUAGGUGGUGACGUCAUAAUAAGGGGGGGUGAGGUCACUUUAAGGGUGGUGGGCGGG